AUGGAAUUUAACAUAUUAGGUCAAUUUGACAUUAAUUUGUUUGAAGCUUUAUCUGAUUCCUCCUCUUAUGAAGAAGAUGAUAUUCGUAUAAUACGUGAAAAACGAUACGUGCAAGAUGCAAUUGAUCCGUUUACUGCUUAUCGUGAACAUGAAUUUCACAUAAGAUAUAGAUUUUCAAAAGAGUGUGUUAUGUAUGGAUUAUUACCUCUGGUCAGAGAUGGUUUAACAAAGCCUGAUAUGCGAGGUCUUCCUAUUGAACCAAAAGUGAAUGGCAAUCUCAUAGAAUUACCGCAACCAACAAUUAGCAGAAUUAUAUUUCGAGUAACUGCUAUAUUAGCAUCUUAUCUAAAUACUUAUGUCAAAUUUGUAACAAACUCAGCAGCUAUACAAGAAAAUCGAAGACUGUUUAAAGAAUUAGGAUAUGGACAUGGAGCUAUUGGACUUCCUUGUAUUGACGCAGCAAUAGAUUGCACUCAUAUAAGACUAUUAAGUAAUAACUUUGGAGGAGUAGGCGAGAUCUAUAGAAAUAGGAAGGGAUAUUUUUCCUUAAAUGCUAUUGUAAGACCACGAAUGGAAUUUUUGGACCUAGUUCCAGAAUGGCCAGAAAGCCAACACGAUAGUAGGAUUUUACAAAAUUCUCGAGUUUUUAUACGGUAUCAACAAUGUGAACUAACAGGAAUGAGGUUGGAGAUUCUGGAUAAUGAAAUUCAAUCAAGAACACGAAUGGUCGUUGAAAGAACAUUUGGAGUAUGGAAGAGACGGUUUCCUUGUUUAUCGAGAGGAUUAUCUUUAAAACUUGUAACCUGUACUGGUGUCGUAUCAGCUUGUGCAGUUUUACAUAAUUUAUUAUUAUAUUAUAAAGAUGUUCUUUCAGAGGAAACAGAACCUAAUGCAAUAAUUGAAAAUAAUGAGGAACUCUAUUACAACGAACCUCAUUGGCAGCCUGGAGAUGGUUAUAUUGUUAGGCAAAAGUAG
This is a messenger RNA of Solenopsis invicta (red fire ant), 975 nucleotides long. Its product is annotated as putative nuclease HARBI1. The transcript has 4 exons. Lineage: Eukaryota; Metazoa; Arthropoda; Insecta; Hymenoptera; Formicidae. Bases 1 to 975 code for a protein of 324 amino acids. The record is from RefSeq and is a predicted model, not a curated record.